AUGCAUUAUCCAGGCGACGAAGCAGCGGAGACUGCAAAAAUGUUCGAGAGAAUUUCACAGUUUCUGCUGGGUGAAGACUACUCGUUUUCAAAUGAUAGCAGUAAUAAUAAGAGAAUAGAGGAGGCUGCGAAUGGGUUGUGGAAAGAACUGGAAAAGGAAAAGGAGGAAGAGGAAGAGGUAGCUCAGUUGCAGUAUAAAGAGGAAGUGAAACAUUACAGAGGUGUGAGAAGGCUUAAAUUUCGAGGAAAGUUUGCUGCUGAGAUAAGAAACCCUAAGAAAAAAGGCAUGAGAAUUUGGCUUGGGACUUUCAGUACAGCAGAAGCAGCUGCAGCGGCAUAUGACCGUGCGGCGUUCAAGUUGCGUGGGAGCAGAGCAAUUCUGAACUUCCCCCUCAACGUUGAGUCCGGACGGUACGUGGAUUCGCAUUCUCAAUCUGUCAUUUCUCAUUCUCCAUUAAGCUCGUCAGAUAAAAGGAGGAAGAUUAGCAAAAAUUAA
Molecule: messenger RNA, 495 nt
Organism: Cryptomeria japonica (Japanese cedar)
Lineage: Eukaryota; Viridiplantae; Streptophyta; Pinopsida; Cupressales; Cupressaceae
Product: ethylene-responsive transcription factor 1A-like
Exons: 1
Coding region: 1-495 (164 amino acids)
Biological process (GO): ethylene-activated signaling pathway; regulation of DNA-templated transcription
Molecular function (GO): DNA binding; DNA-binding transcription factor activity
Source: RefSeq, a predicted model, not a curated record